Molecule: messenger RNA, 987 nt
Organism: Necator americanus (New World hookworm)
Lineage: Eukaryota; Metazoa; Nematoda; Chromadorea; Rhabditida; Ancylostomatidae
Exons: 8
Coding region: 1-987 (328 amino acids)
Molecular function (GO): lipid binding
Source: RefSeq, a predicted model, not a curated record
AUGCUUGUAAUUAUACUGCUGUUGGUUACCUUCUCAUUUAGCGCAGUUGGAUGUGAAGAGCACAGGAAGAUCGACGCUAACGAACCGCUGAUCUUGACUGUAUCGCCAAAACUAUGGAAUCUUCUCGAAACAAAAGCGAACAUUAUCAGUGAUACGAUAAAAUCAAUCACAUUUCCUGAGUUCAGCGGAAAGAAGGGCUUGUUAAAGUAUCGUAUCUGGGAUGGCAGAGUCGAACAUUUCUCAUUGCCGAAGUCUGGCGUUUCUUUCCAGGACAUGAGCAAUGGUGUUCAUCUCAGCAUGAAGGAUGUGCAGUUUCACGCCAGUGUGAGGGGAAGACUAGAAAUUGGAAAGAAGAUAUUUGGGAAGUGGGUGCGUCUCGCUAGAAUGAGCGGGCAUGUCAAGGGGAAGUCUGAAAAUGCGAAUCUCGAUUUAAUAUUGAAAUGGAACGACUUCAAAUUCGUCCCGACUGUCUCAAUGAAUUCAAAUGUACGCGUGGAUUUCACUGAUAAUUUAAGAAAAUUAAACUUCCUCAGGAAAAAAGUGCAAAAAAUGGUAACAUCCAAGGCCAACAGUGAAAUACCAAAGAAGAUAGUUGAGGCAAUAGAGCGACAGGUGAACCCUCGCCUCCAAAAACUGAAAGAGAAGAUGAUUUCUAUGGGAUUUGCGGAGUACGAUAUCGAGUGGACGGUUCAGAACAACAUUCUACGCGUAAUGGUGAAGCCCAAGAGUUUUAGUGGAAAAGGGUCUGUUUCGCCGGUGAUCCCAAUCGACAACAUGUUAUGCGUCAAUGGGAACGUGCUAGCAGUGAUCAAUGCAUUCCCACUACGAGUGAAAAGAGCUGCGACUACAACUGGAAUCGAAUUCACCUGUGUGGCACCGAAGUUCAGCUGCAAAGGAGUGUCUUGCUCUCUAUGCACAGAUAUCGACAUUAAUCCUGCAGCUGUGAAUUCCACAGACAAAUUCCAUAACUGUAUGCCGUCGUUUUGA